Varanus komodoensis (Komodo dragon) is the source of this 2536-nucleotide messenger RNA. RefSeq names its product cysteine and glycine rich protein 1 (gene CSRP1). NCBI's taxonomy places the organism in Eukaryota, Metazoa, Chordata, Lepidosauria, Squamata, Varanidae. Gene Ontology annotation, molecular function: structural constituent of muscle; actinin binding. Gene Ontology annotation, cellular component: Z disc; cytoplasm; nucleus. Gene Ontology annotation, biological process: muscle tissue development; sarcomere organization. The transcript has 6 exons. Bases 156 to 737 code for a protein of 193 amino acids. The record is from RefSeq and is a predicted model, not a curated record.
UGGGCUGGCGGGGUGUCGCUCGGGGACACGCCUUCUCCCGCGGAGAACAAAAUCUCGCCCGUGUCUCGAGGCGUGAGCUCUGGUGGAGCGAGCGAGCGAGCGGUCGCGGCAGCAGCCAGGAGAGCCAGACGCGAAGGGCGGCGGCAGGCGCUGGGAUGCCAAACUGGGGUGGAGGAAAAAAGUGUGGCGUAUGCCAGAAAACAGUAUACUUUGCUGAGGAGGUACAAUGUGAAGGCAACAGUUUCCACAAAUCAUGCUUCUUGUGCAUGGUUUGUAAAAAGAACUUGGAUAGCACUACAGUGGCUGUGCAUGGAGAAGAGAUCUACUGCAAGUCAUGCUACGGGAAGAAAUAUGGACCAAAGGGUUACGGAUAUGGACAGGGUGCCGGUACUUUGAGCAUGGACAAGGGGGAAGGACUGGGAAUCAAACAUGAAGAGGCUCAGCCCCAUCAUCCCACCAACAAUCCCAACGCAUCCCGGCUGGCACAGAAGGUGGGCAGUGCUGAUGGCUGCCCCCGCUGCGGACAGGCUGUGUAUGCAGCCGAGAAGGUGGUUGGAGCUGGGAAGUCAUGGCACAAAUCCUGUUUUCGAUGUGCAAAAUGUGGAAAAGGUUUAGAGUCCACUACUUUGGCUGAUAAGGAUGGUGAAAUCUACUGCAAAGGCUGCUAUGCCAAGAACUUUGGACCCAAGGGCUUUGGCUUUGGGCAAGGAGCUGGUGCGCUUGUCCAUUCCCAGUGAAGAGCUGCAGCCUUCAAGUCUCCUUUCCAGCACUAAAUGCUUUGCCAAUGCUGAGUUCAUCCAACCUGAUCCUCACAAAGAAAAGACCAUUUCAUUUCACCAAUUCUUGCAAAUGUAAUAAUACAGUAACAGAAUUUGCUGCUUUCCAAUGUAUGACUGGCUCAGCUCCCAUUAAACCCUUUCCAUAGAGCCCUGAAAGCAUGAAAAAUCUCCAGUUAUCUGCAAUGGGCUCUAUUGGCUCACAUUCACAAAAUGACCUCACUCAUUCUUUCAGCCUAUGUCAUACUACAGGUAACAGAGAGCACAGAUCACUCUGUAUAGAUAACAGCACAAUAGUUUCCAAGACCUCUCUUCUGGCAGAGCUAAAAUAGGUUGUUUUAGGGAGGAAAGGCCACAAAUUUUGUGAUUUAUCAAGUCUUAAGAAGUUAUAUGUGAAAUAUCAAGAAAGAUCAUAAUUUGUAAGUGUAAAGAGAUCUGAAAACUAAGACUCUAGUCAGAUGUUUGAGGUUAUAGCAAAAGAGCAUAUAUAAUGUGUAAAUACAGACACUCCUGGAGCUUUUAGAGUAAAUAUGGAUAAAAGUCUUAACACUAAUAUGUUCAUUUUCAGUAGAUUUAUUACUAGGUUGAUAAAUUCAACAGUGACCAUUGGGGUGAGGAAAUCUGUCAACUCUGGUAUAAUGCAGUUUCUCAUUUUUCCAAUCUUGUGUUCAUUUUGGCCCAUUUUAAUUUUCUAAUUUGAGCAUGGGGAUGCCCACAUGGAAAUGUGAUUGCAUUUUAAUGUGUACUUCUAAUAUACACAUUUUGUACAUAAUUUUUCUAAUGUAGGUGAUCAUUGCUCAACAUGAUCCAUUUUUGUUACCGUUUUCCUUUAUACUUAUUUUAUGCCCAUUUUGUUACUGGCAAAUUCCAUUGAAAAUUCUGGAAAGUACUGAUUUCAAGCAUACAACUAUUUUACAUAUAGGUGCAGGAGGUGCAAAUUCAGUAAGCUCAUAUUUAGACUGAAUGAAUCUGCUCUUUUAUCCUUAGUGACCUUUUCAUAUAUUUUAGACCAUUUGGAUUAUAUAAAACAAAUCAUUCAGAAGCUGAUAGGAAGUUAUUUUCCUAGUGACACUGCUCAGUACUUCAUUCACUCCUGAAAGAUGAAUGAAUUUGGAGACGGUCAAAAUAUAUAAUUUACCCUCAUUCCAUUUUUCAUUCUGUUAUUUACAGCAACUGGGACCACUGAUAAUAGAAAAUUGAUGUUUUUCAUCAUCAUUCCACUGUGAUAUUUCCCCCUUGAACAAAGGAAGUGCAUAACAAGACUGGUUUCAUUUCUCUUUCACAUGUCAAAGAGACCCCAUCAAACUGCAGAGAAAUGGUGGUGGUGGGUUGAACAUUUGUACAUCAAAUAAGUGUUAGAUUUUAUAAAAUCCAAACAUGUUGACAUGUUGAUCCAGAGUUGACAGUCGUCUUUUUAUGAAACUCAGGGGGGAAAUUCUUACAUCCAAAGUAUGAUCCCCCAAUGGGCUGGGAACUUUUAAAUACAGACUCUAGUCCAUAUUUUGCCCAGUUGGAUAUGAACCCAUUUUAGGUUAAAUAGCCUUAGUAUGAGCUAAAUACCUGUAUCUUUUCCUUUAGAAUGCAGCCUAAAGGAAAUGGUUUACUCUUCUCUCUAGGUGAUUAGCAUAAAGUUAAAAGUCUAUGAAUCUGUACACGUUACAAGAAUAAGAAACUGUAGCAGUAACAUUUUUACAUGUUUGUUACAUAAAAGAGCUAUGUUUAAAGAACAAAAAUAUAUUCAAUAAAGCAAUCAAAAGGAA